Messenger RNA from Alternaria infectoria, 720 nucleotides. RefSeq lists its product as uncharacterized. The record is from RefSeq and is a predicted model, not a curated record. The transcript has a single exon. Lineage: Eukaryota; Fungi; Ascomycota; Dothideomycetes; Pleosporales; Pleosporaceae. Bases 1 to 720 code for a protein of 239 amino acids.
AUGGAGGUUCCCAAGCGGUACGACCCGAUUGCAUGUCUUCGUCGAUUGCGACUGAUUGAAAACAGUGCUAUCAAGUUCUCCGCAAAUGACUCCUUCACGCAGUUCUAUCAACGCCUCUUCUCAGCCCCAAGCCUGACCCAACCUCUCGCCAUCCUCACCGGUGCCAGCGCUGGCGCAACCGAGUCUCUUGUUGUCGUUCCCUUCGAGCUCCUCAAGAUCCGACUUCAAGACAAGACAUCUGCGUCACGCUACAAUGGGCUGCUCGACUGUCUUGUCAAGGUAGUCCGCCAAGAAGGUCCAUUGGCGUUGUACAACGGCUUUGAAGCCACGUUAUGGCGACAUAUAGUAUGGAAUGCCGGGUACUUUGGCUGCAUCUUCCAGGUACGGGCUCAGCUGCCUGCCCCGGCAACCUCGAGCAAUCCAAGAAAGCAGAAGAUGGGGAACGACCUCAUAGCAGGGUUCGUAGGAGGUGUUGUAGGGACGACGUUCAACACACCACUAGAUGUUGUCAAGAGUCGUAUACAGAGCGUUGCCAAGACGCCUGGUGUAAGGCAGAAGUACGCUUGGGCGUGGCCGAGCUUGGGGGUUGUUGCGAGGGAAGAAGGGUUCAGAGCGUUGUACAAGGGCUAUGUGGCGAAGAUCUUAAGGUUUGGACCUGGUGGUGGCGUAUUGUUGGUGGUGUAUUCCGCAGUGUUGGACAUGUUCGCCAAGGUGGCAUAG